AUGGCGAGAUCUCUAGAAGGCAAGCUCGGGAUUGUGACCGGUGCAUCUCGAGGCAUCGGUGCUGCCAUCGCCGAGAACCUCGCCUCGAAGGGCUGCAACUUGGUGAUCAACUACACCUCGGCCUCCUCGACCGAGCUCGCCGCCUCCGUGGCCAAGCAGCUCUCCACAACCUACAACAUCCGCGCGGUACCCGUCCAAGCCGACGUCGGCACGCCCGCGGGCGCCACGGCCCUCAUCGCGGCGACGAAGGACAACUUCACCAGCGCCGACUCCCGCUUCCAGAUCGACAUCCUCAUCAACAACGCGGGCAUCGCGCGCAACGGCAUGCUCCCGCAGGUGACGGUGGAGGACUUCCAGGAGAGCUACCGGGUCAACGUGCUCGGCCCGCUGCUCGUGGUGCAGGCGGCGCAGCCGUACCUGCCCAACGACCGGUCCGGCCGCAUCGUCAACCUCAGCUCGGUGUCGUCGUCCAUCGGCUUCGUCACGCAGUCCGUCUACGGCGGCACCAAGGCCGCGCUGGAGGCCAUGACGCGCACGUGGGCGCGCGAGCUGGCCCCCAACGCCACCGUCAACUCGGUCAACCCGGGCCCUGUCGAGGGGCCCAUGUACGCGGCCAACCCGCCCGAGUUCCUAGAGAACAUCGCCGGGUGGGUGCUGCACGCGCCGCUGAUGAGGGCGCGGGAGGGCAUUGAUAGUGCUGAGGUGGUCGAGGAUGCAAAGAAGAGCGGCGGCCGGCCCGCGUACACCAAGGAAGUGGCGGGGAUCGUGGGCAUGCUGUGCGGUGAGGACGCCGGGUGGUGUACGGGGCAGGUGGUGAGCGCCAACGGCGGAAUGAUUAUGCAAUAG
This is a messenger RNA of Chaetomium globosum CBS 148.51, 846 nucleotides long. RefSeq lists its product as uncharacterized. NCBI's taxonomy places the organism in Eukaryota, Fungi, Ascomycota, Sordariomycetes, Sordariales, Chaetomiaceae. The record is from RefSeq and is a predicted model, not a curated record. The transcript is spliced from 2 exons. Gene Ontology annotation, molecular function: oxidoreductase activity, acting on the CH-OH group of donors, NAD or NADP as acceptor. Bases 1 to 846 code for a protein of 281 amino acids.